AGAGGCGGGGAGGGCGGGCGAAGCGCGGAGAGAGGGAGCGCUGAGUGGGUUCGGGCCGCACUCGGGGCCGCCGCCUCUGCUGCCGCCGCCGCCGCCGCCGCCGCCGCCAUUAGCCGAGGGGGAGCUUGCGAGGAAUGAAAGAGAUUGAGGUUUUCUACUGGGUGGACUAUUGCUCUUUAGAAAGAACAGCCACUCGCCUGUGGCGAAUAUGAAUCUCCUCCAGGCAACCAGGCACAGAAGCAUUAUAAAGGGCUUUGGGCAAGCCACAUUAAGUUAGUAACAAAGUACGUCAAUAAUCUAAACCAGAAACGUAAUACACCAUCCAGUAACAGGCUACCAGAAAUCAGCUAAAACAUCUUAGAACUAUCUGGCAACUGUGCAGAGGACAAGAGAGACUGCUGACAGAGUUGCUGGCUCCAACUGAGGAUUCAGAAUGGGAGACAAGCCUAUUUGGGAGCAGAUUGGUUCCAGCUUUGUACAGCAUUACUACCAGUUAUUUGAUACAGACAGGACUCAGUUAGGAGCAAUAUACAUAGAUGCCUCAUGCCUUACAUGGGAAGGACAACAAUUUCAGGGCAAAGCAGCUAUUGUUGAAAAACUCUCAAGCCUUCCCUUUCAGAAAAUACAGCACAGUAUCACAGCGCAAGACCAUCAGCCCACGCCUGACAGCUGUAUACUCAGUAUGGUAGUUGGGCAGCUUAAGGCCGAUGAAGAUCCUAUUAUGGGAUUCCACCAGAUAUUUCUAUUAAAGAACAUCAAUGAUGCUUGGGUUUGCACCAAUGACAUGUUCAGGCUAGCAUUGCACAACUUUGGUUGAGACAGCAUCCCCGAGGCACCUGUACUUUUCUUUUCUCCUCUCCUCCUUACAGAUAUUAAUCACAUUCAUGGAACAUUCCAAAUAUCAUACACAAACCUACAACACACCACGGCAAGCAAGCAAGACCUGCGACAUGCCCUUCUGAAGAGUUUAUGUUGUGUCACUAGAAGAGUUCCUUGUGCAUGAUGUUUGGAAGUUAGACUUAGCUGCAUUUGACAAGGGAAAUGUGUGUGUUUACCAGCAUGCCUCGGGAAGCAUCCAUAAUGCAAAAGGUUGUGUUUCUGUACUGACAAGUUUCUCUAAUAGCCCAAAGAAGCAAACGGAAAGAAAAGAACGGCAGCCUGAAUCCAGCUGAGAUACUGAUUUUUUUUUUGUUCAGAUGUUUCAGUGCUACAUUAUACAAUAAAACCAUGAAAUUUUCUUAACAGUUUAAA
Molecule: messenger RNA, 1251 nt
Organism: Zootoca vivipara (common lizard)
Lineage: Eukaryota; Metazoa; Chordata; Lepidosauria; Squamata; Lacertidae
Gene: NUTF2
Product: nuclear transport factor 2
Biological process (GO): nucleocytoplasmic transport
Source: RefSeq, a predicted model, not a curated record